ACUACUUUAAUGGGAGACCUCCUGAUAAAAGUAAGUUGCGGCUGGAAGUGAUGUUGGUGGGCCAGUAGAGGUGAUCUUCCCUCUGCUGAAAUAAACUGCAGUGAUGUCGACACUUUGAUAUAGGAGGACAUUGGCUCCAAUGACAUUCUUCACAUUUUCUGUGGGUGUCCUGACCCUUCUGCUGGUUUCAUCCACCAGGGCAGAUGAGGACCUUUCUGUCUCAACCUUACUUGAGAAAGCAAACCGGAAUGUAGUACAUGACCCUGAUGAGCCAACCAUUGUGGAUGACAUUGCCAUUCCCACAUUCCCUGAGAAGAAUGCCGACCCUUGCACCUCUCGUGGUUGCAUGUGGCCUAAGUACUCCGAUGGAAAGAUUUAUGUGCCUUACGUCAUCGCGAACCACUACUCAUCCCGUGAGUUAGCCGUCAUUGAACGUGGACUGGAGUCCUUUGCAUCCUCCACCUGCAUCCGCUUUACACGUCGCACCAAUCAGAGGGACUAUUUGUACAUACAGUCUCAUAACGGGUGUUAUUCCUAUGUGGGGCGCGUUGGUGGCAGCCAGGUGGUGUCUCUAAGCCGACAAGGCUGCAUCUAUUAUGGUACAGUUCAACACGAGCUCCUGCAUGCCCUGGGCUUCAACCAUGAGCAGACACGCAGUGACCGCGACUACCAUGUCCGUGUCCUCCUGCAUAACGUCAUCUCUGGUAUGGAACACAAUUUCAAUAAAAUUGACACCAACAACCUGGGGACUCCAUAUGAUUACGGCUCUGUCAUGCAGUACCACAGAUUUGCCUUCUCCAAGAACAACGAGCCAACAAUGGUGCCAAUCCCAGACAACAAUGUGGAAAUUGGGGCAGCCACACAAAUGAGUUACAAUGAUAUUGCGAGGAUCAACAGGCUGUACCAAUGCUAAUGAAACAAGCUAUGUGAAGUGGAAACAG
Molecule: messenger RNA, 941 nt
Organism: Conger conger (European conger)
Lineage: Eukaryota; Metazoa; Chordata; Actinopteri; Anguilliformes; Congridae
Product: high choriolytic enzyme 1-like
Exons: 9
Coding region: 140-913 (257 amino acids)
Biological process (GO): proteolysis
Molecular function (GO): metalloendopeptidase activity; zinc ion binding
Source: RefSeq, a predicted model, not a curated record